Molecule: messenger RNA, 1997 nt
Organism: Mangifera indica (mango)
Lineage: Eukaryota; Viridiplantae; Streptophyta; Magnoliopsida; Sapindales; Anacardiaceae
Product: probable protein S-acyltransferase 23
Exons: 13
Coding region: 171-1802 (543 amino acids)
Biological process (GO): protein palmitoylation
Cellular component (GO): Golgi membrane
Molecular function (GO): protein binding; palmitoyltransferase activity
Source: RefSeq, a predicted model, not a curated record
UAAUGAAGUAGCGUGAAGAGCCCAUUUCAGAAGGAGAGCAAUGGAAACAGAGGAGGACAAAAUUAAAGUAAAAUGUUCCCCCAGUAGAAGUUUCGUAAUUGCCGCAUAAAUCCUUAACCUCUCCUCAACAAAUCCCAUUGACCAUUUGAUUCUACUCCUUUUCAUUUCGCAUGGCUUCUUCAGAGAUCGAAGUGGUUUCAACAACAGAAGCAAACACCCAUCAAACCCAAAACGACAAUCAGGUUGCUAUAGUUGAUGUUUUCUCUGCAGCUGCUUAUGGGGAUUAUGACAAACUCACAAGAUUUGUUCAACAAGAUGCUUCUUCUCUCACUAGACCUGAUCAUAAUGGCUACUACGCGCUUCAGUGGGCUGCUCUCAACAACUUUGCUGAUAUCGUUCAGUAUAUUCUUGAGCAUGGGGGUAAUGUUAAUGCAACUGACAACAAUAAGCAGACAGCAUUGCAUUGGUCAGCAGUUAGGGGUUCAAUUGCUGUGGCAGAUGUGCUCCUGCAGAAUGGAGCUCGAGUUGAGAUGGCAGAUAUGAAUGGGUAUCGGGCAGUUCAUGUUGCUGCACAAUAUGGACAGACAGCUUUCUUAAAUCAUAUUGUUGCAAAGUAUCGUGCUGAUUACGAUGCACCGGAUAAUGAAGGAAGGAGCCCCCUUCACUGGGCUGCAUACAAGGGAUUUGCAGAUACAGUUAGACUACUUCUUUUUAGAGAUGCUAGCCAAGGGAGACAAGAUAGAGAUGGGUGUACCCCUUUGCACUGGGCUGCAUUAAGAGGAAACGUGGAAGUAUGCACUGUGCUUGUACAUGCAGGAGCAAAGCAAGAAUUGAUGGUAAAAGACAAAGCUGGAUUUACCCCGUCUCAGCUUGCACACGAUAAAGGUCAUCGGCAAGUCGCUCUUUUCCUUUCUAAUGCAGAGAAGGUGCAUAGCAACCACUGGAGAGACAAAAUAUUUAGUAGGAAGAUGGGAGAUAUUGGCUAUGCACCUAUUUUGUUUUGUAUUAUCAUAAUUUGCAUCAUCCUCUUCAUCAACUCAGUUCUGACAGCUCCUGGUCUGCCAAAGGUAUCUGCUACUGUUGGACUAUGGUCAUGGAUUGCAAUUUCUCUAGCAUUUGGUGCACUUGUAAUGUUUUAUCAGUGUGCAAGUAAAGAUCCCGGUUUUAUUAGAAGAUUAGAAGAUUUUGAUACCCGUAAAGAUGCUGAGGAUCCCUUGUUGACUAUUGAUCUAAACAAUUCCUCUAUAUGGACAGGAAAUUGGUCUCAACUCUGCCCUACUUGCAAGAUUAUUAGGCCUGUUCGCUCUAAGCACUGCCCUACAUGUAAGCGCUGUGUAGAACAGUUUGAUCAUCACUGCCCAUGGAUAUCAAAUUGCGUUGGGAAGAGGAACAAACGGGACUUCUUCAUCUUUGUAUGCAUGGCAAUGUCAUCAUCUUUCAUUAGUAUCAUCAUUGCUAUUCAAAGGAUUUGGACAGCGCCACUACCCUUACACUCUGAAGAAACAUGGAUUCACCAUGUGCUUGUCCAGCAUCCUGGUGUUGUAGCGUUUCUAUUUUUCGACGCUGUUGUUCUGACCGCUGCUGCCACUUUGACAACAGUACAGGCGUCCCAGAUAGCCAGGAAUAUCACCACAAAUGAAAUGGCAAAUGCUUUUCGGUAUGGGUAUCUACAUGGUCCAGAUGGGAAGUUCCGAAACCCAUAUAAUCAUGGCUGCCAAAAGAACUGUUCAGAUUUCUUCAUUAAUGGUUUCACAAACGAUGAUGAGAUUGCUUGGCCUCCAUUACAGCAAGUUGCCAGUUGAGACACUCUCUUGGUUGUAGAUGAUGCUGCGGAAACACCGCCGCCCUCCCUCUUGAAAAUUCAUUUCAUGUUCCAUUAUUUGUUGACAUAUAAACCUUCUAUCAUUUGGGUUAUACCUUGUACUUUAAUAACCUGCUGAAUUUUACAAUCAAUAUCUGUAACACAAAAAAAUAAAUAAACAAAUGCCUUUAAUUUA